Molecule: messenger RNA, 3864 nt
Organism: Gracilinanus agilis (Agile Gracile Mouse Opossum)
Lineage: Eukaryota; Metazoa; Chordata; Mammalia; Didelphimorphia; Didelphidae
Gene: UTP25
Product: UTP25 small subunit processor component
Exons: 12
Coding region: 59-2356 (765 amino acids)
Biological process (GO): maturation of SSU-rRNA from tricistronic rRNA transcript (SSU-rRNA, 5.8S rRNA, LSU-rRNA)
Cellular component (GO): small-subunit processome; nucleolus
Molecular function (GO): U3 snoRNA binding; rRNA binding
Source: RefSeq, a predicted model, not a curated record
UGUGGGUCUGUGGAGAGGAACCGUUUCCUUCUCUGAGGCGCUAGAGGGAAACUUAGUGAUGGGGAAACGUAGGAGCCGGAGCCGAAGCCAGAGCCAGGUGCUGGGUAGCCUCAGUAAGAAGCAGAAGAAACAUCUGCGGGACUUCGGGGAGGAACACCCGUUCUACGACAGGAUUUCUGGAAAAGAAGCAAAACCUCAAAUCUGCAAGCUGUCAGAGAAUUCAGAUCGUUCAAGUUCAGAGAAUGAUUCAGACAGUGAACCAGAAAAGAUCUCUGAAUAUCACAAGUUACUUGCCACCUUGAAGAACCUUUCAGAGGAGGAAGAAGAGGAGGAAGAAGAUGAAGAGGAAGAAGAGAGUGCUAUAGAAGAGGCAGAAGUAGACAGUGAAGGAGCCCAAAGUGACAGCAGUUUGGAGGAAGAGGAGCAGGAAGAAGAGGAGGAGGAAGCAAACAUGGCCCUGUCUGACACUGAGGAUAAAGAUGGGGAAGUACCUUCCCAGCAGAAUGCUACAGAGAAUGAAUUCACGGAUAGGAAACAUGAAUCAGAAUUCAGCCUGGAAACCAAUUUCCUAGAGGAAGAAAGUGGAGACCAUAAGGCCCUUCAGAAGGAUGGCGGCUCUGCUGUGAAAGCCUCAGAAGAUCCAUUUUUACAACAUAUGAACAAAAAACUGAAAGAAAAAGAAAUCCAGGCUGUCCCCACAAACCCUAAGACUACCCAGCAACUAAAAUGGUCAACUCUGGGUCAACUUGUCUUUUCAACCCAAUUUCAAAUGCUGGAGACCUUUAAGCCUCCAAAGGACAUUGACUUGAUGAGUCUUCAUCUGCAGAAGCCCUUGGAUUCCACGUGGCCCAAAAUAAAUAGCCAGUUCCUGUCUGGCCCCCCAAAACCAAGUGGACCCUUCUCCCCACUACAGAAAGAACUCUUCUCAAUCAUGAACUCAUACCGGGACUUGUUAUAUCCAGAAAGGACAGCAUUAGGGAAUGGGGAAGAGAUCCGUCAUGUGUACUGCCUGCAUGCCAUGAACCAUGUUCUCAAAGCCAAUUCCCAGGUGCUCACCAAUAACAGCAAACUCCGAAAUCAGAAACCAAGGGCAGGUGAUGAUGAUGAGGACGACGAUCUCAGAGACCAGGGGCUUACUCGACCCAAGGUAUUAAUUGUCGUUCCUUUCCGAGAGGCUGCUCUCAGAGUGGUCCAGCUCUUCAUCAGUCUCCUAGAGGCAGGAAGCAAGAAGAAGAUAGAUGUGAGUAACAAAAAACGUUUCAAAGGAGAGUAUGGAUCUGACCCAGAUGAGAGACCUCCCAAUCUGAAGAGGCCUGAGGACUAUGAUGCAGUGUUUGCUGGCAACAUUGAUGACCACUUUCGGAUAGGAGUUGCAGUUCUUCAGCGAAGCAUUCGACUUUAUGCUCCAUUUUACUCCUCAGAUAUUCUCAUUGCCUCACCUCUUGGUUUGAGGACCAUUAUUGGUGCAGAAGGAGAAAAGAAAAGAGAUUUUGACUUCUUAUCUUCCAUAGAGAUUCUCAUCAUUGACCAAGUUGACAUUUAUCUAAUGCAGAAUUGGGAACAUGUCCUGCAUUUGAUGAAUCACAUGAAUUUACUUCCCCUGGACUCUCAUGGGGUGGACUUUUCCCGAGUGCGCAUGUGGAGCCUGAAUAAUUGGUCCAAGUAUUACCGGCAGACGCUGCUGUUUGGUGCCUUGCAAGAGGCCCAAAUCAACUCAGUCUUUAAUAAGUACUGUGUCAAUUAUCAAGGGCAGGUAUCCGUGAGGAGUAUCCCGAUGACUGGCUCCAUUAGUCAGGUCCUGGUGCAGCUCCCUCAUGUCUUCCAGCGGCUAGAAGCUGAAAACCUCCUUUCUGUAAUAGAUGCCAGGUUUCAGUUCUUCGUGGAUAAGAUUUUACCUCAAUAUCAAGAUGCAGUUAUGUCUCACACUCUCAUCUAUGUCCCAUCCUACUUUGACUUUGUGCGACUCCGAAAUUAUUUCAAAAAGGAAGAAUUAAAUUUCACCCACAUCUGUGAAUAUACAGAGAGGUCUGGUGUCUCUAGAGCCAGACACUUCUUCCUCCAAGGAGAACGUCAAUUUCUGCUUUUUACAGAACGGUUCCACUUCUAUAAAAGGUACACAAUAAAGGGCAUCAGGAAUCUGAUUUUCUACGAAUUGCCAACCUAUCCCCAUUUCUACAGUGAAGUCUGCAAUAUGCUGAAAGCCACUGGUGGUGGGGAGGAAGCCACAUGGACCUGUACUGUCUUGUAUUCAAAGUAUGAUGCCCAGAGAUUGGCAGCUGUGGUUGGCAUGGAGCGGGCAGCGCAGAUGCUUCAGUCCAAGAAGAAUGUUCACCUCUUUAUUACUGGAGAAAAAUGAGUUAGACUUUGGUGACAUGGGGAUGGAGUUAUGUAACCCACCUGAUGACCUGGUGCUGAAUGGAUGUGGUUCUGAGAAGUUGAUCUUGAAGAAGACAUCUGACAGCUUCAUUCUGUGCCUUGAUACAUCUAAAACACUUUGCAUGAAAAGUCUUUGUAAACUGAAUUUUAGUAAAUCAAAGGCUAUUUUAAAUACUUUGGGGGAGCACAGGAAGACAAGUUAAAAGACAUUUAAAAGAAGUGUAAAUUGGAAACUUUUUGUAAAUCAUGGACUAUUUUUGUAAUCACUAAUUUGAUUCAAGUUGGUAAGUUUAUAUGUUUUGUCUAGCAGGCUUUCACAAAAGAGGGCAUACCUGUAAUUGGUCGUUCCAUUCAAUGAUAAGGCACAAAGUGACUGGUGAUAGAUAACCCUUCGUUAUGUGUGAGGUAGACAGGUGGAACAGUUAGGCCAGGGCUCCAAGUUCAAGUCCUAGGAAAGUCACCUAAUCACUGCCUGCCUCAGUUUCCUCAUCUGUAAAUUGAUGAUAAUGAUAGGAACUAUCUCCUAUGGUGGUUGUGAAAAUCAAAUGAGAUAAUUUUCAGUUCAAUCAGUGUUUAUUAAGCACCUACUAACUGGUAGGUGCUGGCGAUAUAAAAAAGAAAAAGACAUCUCAUGCCUUCAAGGAGCUUAAGGUCUACUAGGGGAAGACCACACACAAAAGGAUGCCAGAAAGAGGAGGGAGAAGUUUCCUGGGACAGAGAUCUUGUUCUCUGGAGUUGAAACAAAGCAAAGCUGCAGAUGGAAAGUGACUAUAUUUGUAAAAUGCUUAGCGCGGGUGCCUCACACAUAGUAGGUGCUUAAUAAAUGCUCAUUUCCUUCCUCUACUUUUUUUGUAUGUGUAUAGCAUUUUUAAAAAUUGUUGUUUACAACAUUUUCCCUUCCCAGGUACAUAUCUCUAGCCUUGCCAUCAAGAGGAUUGUUCCUUGUAACAAAUUAUGAUUAAGCAAAACCAAUGAAUCCACUGGGCAAGUACAAUAAUGUAUGCCUUAUUCAGUACUUUUAAUCCAUGCCUGAUUCAUCAUUCUUCUGAAAUCAUAAUAAUCACUGCAUUGAUCAGUGAUGAUAUUUUUCAGUACCUUCUUUUACCUUACUGGGCUCAUAUAAAUCACUCUGGUUCUACUUACUUCUCCCUGCCUCUCUUCAUAUAAGUUUUGCCAGACUUCUCUAAAUAUUAGGUUGUUUUUUUCACCACCACUGUAGGAAGUAGAUGCUCUUAUUAUCCUCAUUUUGCAGAUGAGGAAACUAGGGCAGGCAGUGAUUAAGUGAUAUUGCAUUCCUUUGCAAUUUUUUCAACAGUUUCCCAAUUGAUAAGUAUCCACAUUUCUUCUAAUUCUUUGACUUCCUUAAAGUUCCAACUAAAAUACUACCUUCUAAAGAAAGCCUCCCCUACUCCUCCUCCUUAAUCAUUUCCUAUUUAUCUUGUACAUAGUUUGCUUUGUAUAUAUUUGUUUGAUUAUUGUUUCCCUAUG